Molecule: messenger RNA, 1113 nt
Organism: Guillardia theta CCMP2712
Lineage: Eukaryota; Cryptophyceae; Pyrenomonadales; Geminigeraceae
Gene: RAE1
Product: Rae1, nuclear pore complex component
Exons: 17
Coding region: 1-1113 (370 amino acids)
Biological process (GO): RNA export from nucleus; transcription-dependent tethering of RNA polymerase II gene DNA at nuclear periphery
Cellular component (GO): nuclear pore
Molecular function (GO): RNA binding; ubiquitin binding
Source: RefSeq, a predicted model, not a curated record
AUGGCGACUGGUGGUGGCAACGAGAGGAGCACGGGCAUCGAUGAUCCGCUACCCUUGAAGAUGAUCUACACGGCACUGAUGCUGCCACGUGCAGUUGGUCAUGUCAGGCAUCGUCGCAGCAGAUGCAAGCCGGCAGCACGAUCACCAGGCAUGGCCUGCACAUGCCGUUGCCUAGCUCAUGAUUAUCUUGUCUGCACUGCGUGGGAUAAUUCGGUAUCCUUGUAUGCCUUUCAGAAGAACGGGUUUGCGAUCCAGUCGCGAGCUGAGAUGCAAAUGACGCAAAACCCGCACACGGGACCAGUUCUUGGCGCCUGUUGGGACAACAUGGGCACCAAAGUUUUCACCGCAUCGGCAGACAAGCAAGGGAAGGUUUGGGAUCUCGGCUCGCAGCAAGUCAUUCAGUUCGCACAGCACGAACAGCCCAUCAAGUGUGUCCAUUGGGUCGAUCCGCACAGCAUGGUGGUCACUGCGAGCUGGGACCGAACUAUCAAAUACUGGCCCUCCAACUCUCUUGGCAGCGGAACUCCAGCAGCGACCGUGACCCUGCCAGAAAGGGUCUACGCCAUGGACGUGCGGGACAACAUCGCAGUGGUGGCUACAGCAGACAAGAACAUUCACGUCUUUGACAUCCGCGCUAACCCGCAGCAGCCCAUGAAGACUCACCUCUCGCCGCUGAGGCAUCAGGUCCGCACCGUCGCGCUCUUCAGCGACAACCGCGGGUACGCCAUCGGGUCCAUCGAAGGUCGCGUGCAGAUCUAUCACAUCCAAGACUCCGACCAGGGGAAGAACUUCGCGUUCAAGUGUCAUCGCGACGCUCGCAAUCAGGACAUCUACGCGGUCAAUGCUAUUGUGUUCCAUAAGUUGCAUGGCACGUUCUGCACGGCGGGGUCCGAUGGAACCUUUAACUUCUGGGACAAGGAUGCGAAGCAAAGGUUGAAGGGGUUCCAGCAGCUGCCGAAUGCCAUCACGUGCUGCGACUUCAACCAUACCGGCGACGUGUUCGGCUAUGCCGUCGGCUACGACUGGUCCAAGGGAUACGAUGCUCAGAAUCGUCAAAUGGAAUCUCUCUGGCUACAUCCGAUACAAGACAAUGAGAUCAGACCAAAGAAAUGA